GGAGGAGGAGUUUCCUAGAGGGAACUUGACCCGUUAGUAGCCGCGGCCAUGGCGGCGCGCUUGCGGCCCUCACAGCUCCCUCCGCCCGCCGCGCGACAGUUGGGGCCCGGGUCCCCACGUGUUGGGCUGGGAGCUGUGGCACACGAAGUGCUAAGCGACACUUCGGGUCUUGCGGGCGCAGCGCGGGAGGGCGUCAUGGACAAAAGCGAUUUACCCCGGCGGGGCGAAGAAGGGUCAGAGGGCCAGCGAGGGCCAGGGCGGACAGCUGCGGCUCAGGCUCCCCUCCACAGCGCGCCCAUGGGGUCCAUGCGACUAGAGGGCAUCUCGGUAGAGGAGGCGAUGGUGACCCGGACGCAGCUGCUGGAGGAAGAGCUGAGCAGCGUAAAGGAGGAGCUGGCCCUGUGUCAGGCUGAUAAAGAAUUCGUAUGGUCUUUGUGGAAACGUCUCCAGGUGACAAACCCAGAUCUCACGCAAGCAAUCAGUUUGGUUGUGGAAAGAGAAAAACAGAAAUCUGAAGCAAAAGACAGAAAAGUUUUAGAAAUUCUGCAAGUCAAGGAUGCUAAAAUAGAAGAAUUGGAACAGAGAGAAUCAGGACUAAAACAGGAAAUAAAUGACCUUGUAAAACGGAAGGUUGCAGUAGAUGAAGAAAAUGCUUUCUUAAGGAAAGAAUUCAGUGACUUGCAGAAGAAAUUUAAAGAUAAAAGUCAAGAAGUUAAGGACACUAAGGAGUGUGUACAGAAUAAGGAAGAGCAAAACAGACUGGUUAUAAAAAAUCUGAAGGAGAAAAAUGAGAAAUUAAGUACCCACUGCGCUGACCUGCUAAAUGACCUGGAGAAACUGAGGAAGCAGGAAGCACAUUGGAGAAAAGAAAAGUAUAGCAUUGAUGCAAAAAUAAAGGCCUUUGAAGACAAUUUAAUCGAAGCAAGGAAAGAAAUUGAAGUAUCACAGAGUAAAUAUAAUGCUCUAUCAUUACAGUUGAAUAAUAAACAGACUGAACUUAUCCAGAAGGAUAUGGAUAUUACCCUGGUCAGGAAGGAGUUGCAGGAGCUGCAGAAUCUGUACAAACAGAACAGUGCACAUACAGCACAGCAAGCAGAACUGAUCCAACAGCUUCAGCUUCUGAAUAUGGACACACAGAAGGUACUGAGGAACCAGGAAGAUGUUCACACAGCUGAAAGUAUAUCAUAUCAAAAACUUUACAAUGAGUUACAUAUUUGGUUUGAAACCACAAAAUCAAGUGAAGCUAUGCUCCGACAAAGUGUUGUUAAUCUUCAGGAUAAGCUAUUUCAAAAAGAGCGGGAAAACGCUAAAUUAAAAGAAAAGCUUCAGGAGUCACAAGGAGCACUCUAUCCUUUACCUCAAGAAUGUGAUUCAGACCACUCAGAACAGGUUUCUCAGCAGCCAUCUUUAUCGAGCUUAGAAACCUUAAUGGUCUCACAGAAGUCUGAAAUUGAGUAUUUACAGGAGAAACUGAAAAUAGCAAAUGAAAAACUAUCAGAGAACAGAUCUACCAACAAGGGUUCCUCAGAGAAGAGCAUCUUGACAAGUACUGAAAGGAAACAUAAGGAACUACCUGUGAAACGCUCAAGGUCUUUGUCCCCAAAGAGCCCUUUCUUAGACUCAGAGGAGCUAAAGAAGCUGAGAAAUGCUGAAAGAAAGAUUGAAAACUUAGAGAAGGUACUACAGCUAAAGAGCCAAGAAAAUGAUGAGCUAAGAGAUGCCCAUGAAAAACACAAGGAAAGGCUACAGAUGUUACAGACCAACUACAGAGCAGUAAAAGAGCAAUUAAAACAGUGGGAAGAAGGCAGUGGCAUGAUGGAAAUCAGGAAAAUAAAGAGAGCAGAUCCCCAAAAACUUCGACAAGAAGAUUCUGAUGCUGUAUGGAAUGAACUGGCCUAUUUCAAAAGGGAGAACCAGGAGCUAAUGAUUCAAAAGAUGAAUCUUCAAGAAGAAUUGGAUAAACUUAAGGUACAUAUGUCUGUUGAUAAAGCAACAAUACAAGAAUUGAAUACAUUUAUGGCAGAGAGAAGAGAAGAAGAACUCUUUAGAUACGGUGAAGAUGAUGGGGUCAAGAAGAGUACUCCAGAGAAGAAUUGGAAAGAAAUGUCGGAGCAGACAUUGCAGAAGGUCAUUGAAUUGGAAAAUCGGCUAAAAUCUUUUGAGAAAAGGUCAAGAAAAUUAAAAGAAGGGAAUAAAAAAUUAAUAAAAGAAAAUGAUUUCCUGAAAUCCCUUGUAAAACAGCAGCAAGAAGACGCAAAGACCAGAGAAAAAGAGGUGGAACAACUGCAAAAGGGAAGUAAAGAUGUAGAAAAAGACAAAGCUGAACUUCAAGUAAAACUCAGUGAGCUGGAGAUAGAAGUCACUUCCCUAAGGAGACAAGUGGCAGAAGCUAAUGAGUUGAGAAAUGAAAAUGAAGAGCUGAUGAAUUCAGUAGAGAAAUUACAGCGUUCAGCAGACAAAGCUAAAUCUGAGAUGGCCACCACGGAAGUGAGAUCUGGAUCUAGACAAUCUGAUUGUAAGGCAACCACUACCAAGGUUAAAUUUAAAGCGGCCAAGAAAAAGCGUGCCGUGGGUCGUUACCACACUGUUCUCAAUCACUCCAUCAAGGUCAUGAGCAAUGUGUUUGAGAACCUCAGCAAGGACGACUGGGAGGAUGUGUGCGAAAGCAGUGAUUCUGAAGCACAGACCGUACAAAAUUUGGGGAAAAUUAUUGUAGAAACAUCCCAGAAAAUAAGUCCUACAGAGGAUAGAGGAGACCAGAAAGAAAGCCAAACAGAAGACAGCCAAAUGCAAGGCAAAGAAAUAGUACAAAUACAUCCAAAUGUAGAUGGAAAGACUCCAAAGAAUUAUUUUCACAAGAAUGCCAAAAAACCAACUUUUCAAAAGAAGAAUAGUAAUAUUCAAAAGAGUUCACAUACGACAGGUCCUACCAGAGUUAACAGAGAAAACUGGAAAAAUAUAAUGACCCACAAGUCAAAUAGCAGUAUUAUUUUAUUACGAGAACGUAUAGUAUCCUUGCAACAACAGAACAGUGUACUUUUGAAUGCCAAAAAAGCAGCAGAACUGUCUAUUAAAGAAUAUAAAGAAGUCAAUGAAAAGCUCCUUCACCAGCAGCAAGUGUCUGAUCAGCGGUUUCAAACAAGCAGACAGACAAUAAAGAAGCUAAAUUCGGAUUUGGCUGAGCUUCGGAAAGAAAAAGAAGAUUUACUAAAGAAAUUGGAGCCUUCAUCCGAAAUCACAAGUUUGGCUGAAGAAGUUGCCCAGGUAACAGUUCCACGGAUACAAGUUACAUCACUUGGCCCUUCAAGGAGCAUGGAUUUGGAAAUGAAGCAAUUGCAGUGUAAACUAAAGAAUGCAACUAAUGAACUCACUAAACAAUCAUCAAACUUGAAGUCUCUGAAAUCUGAACUCCUAGCAAAAGAAGAACACAUAAAGGAAAUGCAUGAAAAGAUGUCUCGAAUGGAGAGAGAUAUAACCAUGAAAAGACAUUUGAUAGAGGACUUGAAAUUUCGACAGAAAGUAAAUUUGGAAAGUAAUGAGAGUAUUAAUGGAAUGCUAGAAAAUCUUGAAAAAAAGGUGAAGACAUUAACUGAAGAGUGUUCCAACAAGAAGGUAUCAAUCGAUUCACUAAAGCAAAGACUUAGUGUCGCUGUAAAAGAGAAGUCACAGUAUGAACAGAUGUAUCAGAGAACUAAAGAGGAGUUAGAAAAAAAGGAUCUCAAGCUUACUUUCCUCAUAUCAAAAAUAAAUGAGACUGAAUCUGCUAUGGCAGAAAUUGAAACAGCAGCAUCUAAGCAUCUUCAAGGAUUAGCAAUGCAAAGUGAGCAGGCCCUAGAAGGUGCACAGAAGAAAUUGCUGCUAGCCAAUGAGAAAGUGGAAGAGUUCACCAUAUUUGUGAAGGCUUUGGUCAGAGAGUUACAAAAUGAUGUCCAUUCAAUAAGGCGACAAAUCAGAGAACUUAAAAAGGUGCAGAAAAACAGGGAUGCUUGUAAAACCUCAACCCAUAAAGCCCAGACCUUGGCAGCAUCUAUCCUGAACAUUUCACGGUCAGAUCUAGAGGAAAUAUUGGACACAGAAGAUGAAGAAGAAAUCGAAAGGACAAAGAUCGAUGCUGAAAAUGACAAGGAAUGGCUGUUGUACAUUCAGAAACUUCUUGAAGGACAGAGAAAAAUAGAAGAACCUACAAGGGCAGAUGGAUGUGCACAAAUCAUGCAUCUUGAUUAAAGGAUGGGUUGCUUUUUGAAAUGCAUGAAGUGUUAGGCUCUGUAUGAAGCUUAAAAGAAGCUUACAAUCCAAUAUAACAGGUUUGACAAACAGUUGUGUUUAACUGUGGGGCUUUUCAUUUUUAUUGGGAGCCUGAGGAAAAGAAUAAAAGGGGUUGUCAGCAAUAAAUUAGUAAAUGGACCUCAUGUUCCACUUUGGAGGCUUCCUGGAAGAGAGAUUCUUCGAGAUAAGAAGAAGCCAAAUGUCCAAGUACACGACAUGCUGAAAUUGUUCUGAUCACAAGAUAAUAAGAGUAGGUUUAGUUUUUAACUUGAAAAUGAACUGUGCAAAUAAGAUGAUUAAUGUCAGUACAUUGUGGCCUGGUAAAAGUGCUGUGACAUUAUUAUACAGGAAAUCAUAGAGCCAGCAUGUUUCCCAAAGUGUAUUCCAUGGACCACUAGUUCCACAUGAUAAAUAGACUAUGAGAAAAGUGCGGACAAAUGAAUUUAGAAACAGAGUAUUACAUUGCCCUCUUGGAGAAACACAGUACCAUUAGUACCUUAAAGUCUCUAAGAGAUCCUGAAAUAAAAUAACAUUUUAAAGUUUGGUUUCUUUCCCAAACUUAUUUGAUCAGAGAACCCUUUUUUCUUAGAACAACUUUUUUAAACACUCAUUUCUGCUUUUGCUUCUACCAGGAAGAGAUGGGAGGUUAUUCUCAUCUUGUUUCUUUGCUCUUUUGUUGGAAUGCAUAUGGUACUGAGUGCCAUAGUCAAAAUAAAAGAAAGUUACCUGGUAGUUGUGCCUUGGUGUGUGUGAGUAUUCCUUUAACAUCUAAUGUUAAUGCCCUGAGAAUUUAAAUUGUCUCAUUUGUAAAACUGGCAGUUUCACCAAAUAUAACUGUUUUCUGCAUCCCAGAGGGCAAUCUUCUCAAAGUAAGGAUUUGCAGUGAGUAUCAUUAUCUUCCAGAAGGGAAUCUAAUAUAUUUUUUCCUUGAUUCUAUGAUGCAUUUCCUCACGUUUUCACAUUUCUGAAAUUGAAAUGCCUAUGCAAUUUGUGUAUAUUUAAUGUGAUAGGUUUCUUUUUUCCAGAAAAAGCUGUUUUUAAGUCAAUGUGGGUAUCUUAUAUUCACCUGUAUCUUAAGAAGUGAAGAAAUGUGAUAUUUUUGUAUCUUAUGCUUUAUUUAGUGGUAAGUUUCAAGUAGGACAAAUGUCUAAAACUCUUGACAUAGACUAUAGAUAGAGUCUAUCCUGACAUAGACUCAGAGUAUCUUAAGGAGAAGUCAAUUUAUUAUAAAUAUAAGAAGGAAGUUAAGCUAGAAAGCUACUUAAGAUAUGAGGCAAUUCUAUGGACCAACACCGGUCUCUAUAUUUUCUCCAUGGCCUGCAUAAUCUGUUUGUGCCUUUUGGGCCUGUUUCACUGCCCAAUCUGUUUCACUGCCACUGGCCAGUCUUUUCUCUGUUUCCCAGUUUGCAUUCAGAAAAGAACCAUUAUGCUGGGUUUAGCUAAAUAUAACAGCUGAGCAUAGCUGAUCUGAGCACAGCUGAACAACUCACACAGCGGACAUCAGGCUGAUUUUGCUCAGGUGCUGACCAGUGUUGCUGUCUGUCGGUGGUUGUCCUAGCACAAAGAAGGGCCUGACUCUACAUCCCUGUAGGGAAGGGGACUGGGCUUGAUAAGGAUUCUCGUUAAUAUAUUCAGGGAGACAAAAGUAGUCUUUACUGGUUAAUCAAAAAGACAAUUCCAAAAAUAACUUAAUGAACUUCUUGAUUGUUAUAAACCUUUUAUAUGAAACUAGAUAGCUAGGAAGGAGGAUAAAAGGAAGUCGGUAGGCUUUGGGAGGUAACUGGGCAACAUUUAGGAUUUUCUUUCACUUAUAACCCAUAAGUGUAUUGUGUGAGUUCUACGGGCACCUCAGUGAAGCACAGGGAACGAUAAAACUUUACCAGAAAAGUUAUAUAAAUUAUGAAAUUUAAAAAUGUAAUCUAUAUUUCAUAAACUUAGCAGUUUGCAACAUGUGUAUUACACUUUGAUAUGCCAAACUUUUCUAUAACAACUUAAUCAAUGGAUAUACUUUUGCCAUUUUUUUUCCUCUGAAAUUUCACCCUACAAUUCUUGAGAUGUUCAGCUCUAACACAGACAAGUGUAUUGAUAGUUCUUUCUCACUCUUUUAUGAGUGAUGAACAUACAGUACUACUGUGGGCCUCUGGGCCCUAGAGAAGACUGUAACCUGCUAUUGAUCAGCUGACUGAAGAUAAAUGGCUUAACUGCUUGUAUUGCAGAUUACAACAUUAACAUGGUCAGUAAACCAUGAAUUGUUCAAUAAGGCGUUUAUCUUUUUUCAUUUUACUUCUGCUCCUUUAUCAUUUUUAUUAUAAAAGACAAAAUUACCCACACUAACCAACAAGAUCAGUUGAAAAGAGACCCAGUAGGGUACCAUUAUGGGUGCAAAGUUGCAGACAGCUGAGUUCUAAUGGUUUAAUGAUAUUUAGUAUAUAUUUCUGAACUGAAGAAAAUAUAGAGUUUUCAUCUUUUUUUCUGUGUUUCUUUUACAGCUUCCUUUGGCCACAUAUUUACUAGAAGCAGUACUGGAGAAAAUAAAUGAAAAAAAGAAACUAGUUGAAGAAUAUUUUGCAAUUUUGAAAGAUAUUAGAUGAUAUUAUGAUUAAGAACAU
Aethalodelphis obliquidens (Pacific white-sided dolphin) is the source of this 6875-nucleotide messenger RNA. It is a transcript of the gene CNTLN, whose product is annotated as centlein. Bases 49 to 4224 code for a protein of 1391 amino acids. Gene Ontology annotation, biological process: centriole-centriole cohesion; protein localization to organelle. NCBI's taxonomy places the organism in Eukaryota, Metazoa, Chordata, Mammalia, Artiodactyla, Delphinidae. The record is from RefSeq and is a predicted model, not a curated record. The transcript has 26 exons. Gene Ontology annotation, cellular component: centriole; centrosome.